GACUAAAGCCACCCUUAUCUCCACUAGAUAUGGUUCAAAUGAGCAAGGAGCUGUUCGAGAAAAUCUACACGGAUGUUGACUGCCAUUAUCUUCUUCAUCCGUGGGGCAAAGGCUGCAUCACAUCGUUGCCGGUUUUAUUCAAGGAUUCUCUAAUCGGCAGCGUAAAAUUCUAUUCUAUGGUAUACUUGAUACAAAUACUAAUGCGUGGUAAGAAAAUGAGAAAGAAAGAACAAUGGCUCAAAAUGGGUAACUACUACAUAAGGUCGAUUCUUUUCGGACAGUUCGUUUCCGGAACCGCAUCCAUCAUCGGAUGUAUCGUCAGGAAACUAAACGGCAAUAAGUUCAAGUUCAAUACGUUCCUUUUUGUACCGUUCACAUUGAAUGGUCUGUUUAUUUACUUGGAGCCGCCAAGCAGGAGAGGACUCGUCAUCAAUUUGUUUGUUAAUUUGUAUAUAGAAUACUGGCUUCGGAGAUUGGAAAGAGCUGCAUAUAUUAAAAUUACGAAAAUCCGAACUACCGCACUUUUUAUGCUGGGCAGCGCGCUCCUUUUCUACUUAAUGCGAUUAGAGGGAGAUAAAAAAGAAAGGACCCAAUUGUUUUGGUUAUUUACCCCGGACAAGGUGAGACGAAAAACAGAUGAUUCAAAUAAUGUUUGUCCUCACCAAGGCUCCUGUCAUAAAUAUAUCUUUAAGGGUACGGCUACAUACUUCGCACUUGGCCUAGCGUUUACUGUCGCAAGACUCAUAUUACCAAGGAUUCGCUCACCUAUGACCGCUAUAGCUUCAUUGAGGACGAGACAUUUGAAACUGGCGAUGUUCUUCGGUUCUUAUAUCGGUAUUUACAGAGCUGUGAUAUGUUAUUUGUGCCGCAAGAGAGGAUGUGAUUCUGCAAUAUACGCUUUACCAGCUGGCUGUUUGGCCGGAUUAUCAUUCAUUUUCAGCCCUAGUCUGGGAAUAGCUAUUGGAGCAAUGACAGGAGCUAUGAAGUUAUAUUCAACAAUACUGUAUGAGAAAAAGCUACUGCCCGCACGUUUGCCGUUACCAGAACUCCUGUACUGUAUAUGUCAGGGUACCCUGUUUAGUGCUCGAGUGUUUUACCCAGAAGAGUGUCCCUCAUAUAUUUUCAAUCUUCUAGCUAAAGUCAGCAACAACAGGUCCGAAUGGAUUUACAGCAACUACAAACUACUAUUGGACAAGGCUUUAGAACAAUCCUAGUUUUUAAACAUCCCAAAUGGUAAUUUAUUAUACGAUAGUUAAUUUAGUUCAAUGUUUUAUUGCC
Molecule: messenger RNA, 1278 nt
Organism: Bombyx mandarina (wild silkworm)
Lineage: Eukaryota; Metazoa; Arthropoda; Insecta; Lepidoptera; Bombycidae
Product: transmembrane protein 135
Source: RefSeq, a predicted model, not a curated record